GCCAUGGAUUCUUCAUCAUGGAGCUUUUCGACUUCAUACUCUCUCUCUAGACCAGACCUCGACCUUUCUAAAUGGAUCAAUAGUUUGCGAAAAAGCAUGGAAGAUGACGAUGAAGAAACCGCCAAUACCGAAGUCUGUAUCUUCACUGUACCCAAAACCCUACUUGACACCGAUCCAGAUUCCUACAUCCCGGAACAAGUCGCCUUAGGUCCCUUCCACCAGUGGCGCCACAAUGUUUACGAUAUGCAGAAAUACAAGCUCGCGGCCGCCAGAAAGGCCCAGAGUCGAAGGAACAUUAAAUUUGAACGAAUCGUGGAGGUGAUGAAGGAAAACGACGAAGCCAGAAUCCGAGCUUGCUAUCAUAAGUUUCUGGAUAUGGACGGGGAUACCCUGGCGUGGAUGAUGGCGGUAGACAUGGCGUUUUUGCUGGAGUUUCUUCAGGUUUACUACAUGAGGGAAGAAGGCGGAGGCCGGAGUAUGGAUAUCGGCUCUAUAUUGUCGAGUGUGGUUGAUGUUGCCGGGAAGAAACUAUCUCACAUGGCGAUUCUCAGGGACGUGGUGAAACUAGAGAAUCAGAUCCCAUUGUUUCUGAUCAAAACGACGAUGGAACAUGAUCGGACUUCCGAUAAACCGGCGGCAGAGACUCUCCAGAUCAUGCUGAUGGGGUUGUACCAUGAGCUUUCUCCCUUCCAGUAUCAACACCAGUCCCCUUGUGUUGAUGUAGAUGACUGUGAUCACCUGCUGGACUUUCUGUACCACAUGACUGUGCCAAAUGAUAAGGAACUAGGGAUCUUCACGGACGUCUGUGAUCAGACAACAAUCGAUUUUGGUGCCACCGGAGAAAAAGAUGGAGAUGCCGGAGAAAAUGAAUCUUUCGCAAAACCAACUCAUCUUAAACAGUUUCUUGAUUACAUGUGGAAGAUUAUCAAGAAUGCAAACUUGGGUUUCUUUAGAUUAGUCAAGAAGAUAACCUUCUCGAGACCGAUAAUGCUCGUAAUGAAAUUGCCAUGGAAGAUUAUAUCUAGGCUUCCCAUCCUCAAACUCUUCAAAGAACCAAUUGAAAACAUGUUGGCAAAUCUCCAAGGUGAAACAAAGGAGAAACCAGAAGAUGAAAACAACGCAUCGAACCCACCAUUGAUCGAAGAAAUCACGAUCCCUUCAGUCACGGAAAUGGCGAAAGCCGGGAUCCUUUUCUCACCCGUUAAUGGCACGAUCUCAGAUAUUCGUUUCAACGAGAAAACUAGCACCCUUUACCUCCCCGUGGUCCAUUUGGACGUGAACACGGAGGUAUAUAUGAGAAACUUGGUUGCAUACGAAGCUUGUGUUGCAUCUGGACCAUUAAUCAUGGCUCGUUACACCGAGCUAAUGAACGGAAUCAUCGACACCAAAGAAGAUGCAAAGAUUUUGAUGGAUUGCAAGAUCGUUUAUAACCAUUUGAAGAGUGAAAAAGAGGUUGCAGAUUUGUGGAAUGGGAUGAGUAAGUGUGUGAAGAUGACCAAAGUUCCAUUCAUGGAUAAAGUCAUUGAAGAAGUUAACAAGAGGUAUGAUCGAACAUGGAGGGUGAAAUUAGGGAAGUUCAUGACCAAAUAUGUGUUUGGAUCUUGGAAGUUUUUGACAUUGUUGGCUGCUAUGUCUUUGUUGUUCUUGUCGACGGUUCAAACCUUCUGCUCGGUUUAUAGUUGCGCUCGUGCCUUUCGACAGCUUCCCGAGCUCGAAGAGCCGCAGUGAACAAGCU
Messenger RNA from Cynara cardunculus var. scolymus (artichoke), 1735 nucleotides. RefSeq names its product putative UPF0481 protein At3g02645. The record is from RefSeq and is a predicted model, not a curated record. The transcript has 3 exons. The coding region runs from base 4 to 1728 and encodes 574 amino acids. NCBI's taxonomy places the organism in Eukaryota, Viridiplantae, Streptophyta, Magnoliopsida, Asterales, Asteraceae.